GGCAGAGGCGUCAUCAAACGUGACUGCCCACACUUCAGUCUUGUCCGGUUGUCCCAUCACAGCUAAAGCAAAACCACCACCCAUCGAGCUGAUCCUGAUCAUCACUCUUUUCCCGACACAAAGAGGGCACCAAGAAUCCCCUCCAUCGACGACGAAGGCGAUGGCGCCGCUGCCGCAGGCCGUCCACCUCCUCCUCGCCUUCGCCCUCGCGCUUGGCUGCCUGGCGGGCGGCGCCACCGCGACGGUGGUGACGACGUGCAGGGCGGCGGCGGACAGCGACGCGCGCGUGGACUACGCGUUCUGCGUCGCCGAGCUGGGCAUGCACCGCGAGAGCCCCGACGCCGACACCUGGGGCCUCGCCAAGGUGGCCGCGCUGACGGGCGUCAACAACGCCGACAACGCCGUGUACGACAUCAAGGCCCUGCUCGCCAACAAGAGGCCCGACGGCCCGACGCGCGCGGCGCUGGAGAAGUGCGGGAGGCUGUACGGCUCCGUCGGGUUCGCGUUCGCCGAGGCGGACGACGAGAUCAACAACCGCCGCUACGCCGCCGGGAAGGCCAAGGUCGCGGAGGCGGUGUCCCUCGCGCGCCAGUGCGACGACGCCCUCGCCGUGGCCGCCGCCGUCCCGUCGCCGCUGGCGCAGCACAGCUCCUACAACGUGCGGAUCGCUGAUAUCUGCAUCGCCAUCACUAACCUCAUCAAGUGAAUACUAUAUAUGGUACUGUACAUUUACGGAAACACAUGAGUACCAAUACCAUGGUGUGCGUCCAGUACGUGGUCGAUCGAGUUGACAGGUGUGACACGACACGACUUCAAAGUUUGUACCUUUAGAAAACUUUGUAUACAAAUAAUAAUAAAGGAGUUCUGUUAUUCUA
Messenger RNA from Zea mays, 875 nucleotides. RefSeq lists its product as uncharacterized. NCBI's taxonomy places the organism in Eukaryota, Viridiplantae, Streptophyta, Magnoliopsida, Poales, Poaceae. The record is from RefSeq and is a predicted model, not a curated record. The coding region runs from base 161 to 706 and encodes 181 amino acids. The transcript has a single exon. Gene Ontology annotation, molecular function: enzyme inhibitor activity.